Molecule: messenger RNA, 755 nt
Organism: Coffea arabica (coffee)
Lineage: Eukaryota; Viridiplantae; Streptophyta; Magnoliopsida; Gentianales; Rubiaceae
Product: protein METHYLENE BLUE SENSITIVITY 1-like
Source: RefSeq, a predicted model, not a curated record
AGGGUUCUUCCUUCCCGUCGGAUUCCAUUAUUAUUUCUCCCCAAUUCCACCAGCCACCCAAAAACGCACCCUUUUCUCUCACACGCCAAAAGCCAAAGGCUCAGGCAAAUUUCCGCCAAUCAAUCAUGACGGGGAAAGCCAAGCCAAAAAAGCACACGGCCAAGGAAAUAGCGGCGAAGAUCGAUGCAGCAACCACCAACAGGGGCGGAGGGAAGGCUGGUCAGGCCGACAGGUCCGGCGUGGAAAAGGGCGGGCACGCCAAGCUCGAAUGCCCUCACUGUAAGACCACAGCUCCCGAUCUCAAGUCUAUGCAGAUUCACCACGAUGCCCGGCAUCCCAAGAUCCCUUUUGAUGAAUCUAAGCUCAAUAAUCUUCACGCUAGCAAUUCUGGUGCUGGUGCUGCUGCUGCUGAGCCUAACAAGCCUAAACCCGGCGUCCGCGGCAGCUUCAAGAAGUGAACUUUGAUCGCAUCAUCAGCAGCAGCAGCAGCUUGAUCAUCGAGGAGUCUGGUUAUGGCGGUAGUAAUACUACUACUACUGGCAGUAGUUAUGUUUGUGAUGACAUCAAUAUGAAUAAUGAUUUUAGUGUUAUGAUGAUGAUGUUUUUCCAAUCAGUUGUUGUUUUUAAUGGUGUUUCUUGUUGGUGUAGCGUUGUUGUUAUGAUGAUGAUGAUGAUGGAUAUCAAUGGUAAUCAAUAUGUGCCAUGUAAUUAUUGACGAUUAUUUUACUGCUUCCUCUAUUGUGUGUUUGCUGACU